AAGAAGAAGAAGAAGAAGAAGAAGAAGAAGAAGAAGAAGUACCUCGCAGAGUGUGGUGGGAUAGGAGACGUCUGAGUGGAGGACCAAGAACAGUGCCCCAGCUUGCUAACUGCAGAAGAUAUCUGCAGUGGGGAUUUUCAGGCCAAAGUCUGAAAACACUGUACUGUUCGUCAUGUUUCACGACGGCUAGCCUUCGUGUCACCCCGAGUCGAAUGGGAUAAAACAUGGGGUCUCAAACUCUUCAGAUCCUCAGGCAGGGUGUCUGGGCUUCAAUCACAGGCGGAUGGUACUAUGAUCCUCAUCAAAAUACAUUUGUCAAUGCGCUACACCUCUACAUUUGGCUAUUCCUACUAUGUUUCCCCUUCACCCUUUACAUGGUGCUCCCGCCCACCAUGGUGAUAGUGGGGAUCUACUGUGGAGUGAUAGCUGCCAUGUUCCUGCUCCUGAAGGCUGUGACCUACCGGCUGCAUCAUGCCCUGGACGACGGAGAGGUGGUAGAGCACCGGGCCAAGGGGAAAGAGGGCAGCAGAACCAGCACUGAGGGGGCCAACGAGGGCCAGGAGGACAGUAACGGACCAGGGGACCCUGGUGGGGGUAUAGCGAUGGCAGACUUCAUUCAAGAGGAAACUCCUCCAGUAGAUUGCAGCUCCAGAAACUCCUAUAAUGGAUGGACUCACCAGAUUGCGUCCACCAACGGUCACGGAGGAGCCACUACAGCCAAAGACAUGAUGUCUGACCCAAAGAUCUACUGCCUUGUCUCCAACCACUCCUUCGCCUCCAUGCAGCCCUCCACCUCCCUGGGCCCCCCCGAGCUGUCCCGCGACCCCGCCGACCUCCGUAGCGCCGCCUCCCACCCUUUCAGCCAAUCCCUGUCCUUCUGCGACACAGAGGUGUCGGCCCACGCCCCUGGCUUGCACUCUCAGUCCUUCAGGAAGGAGCCACGGACCCGGGGCCUGCCCCGCACCUCCAGCUCUGCCGGAUCAGCCUUCCCCGACCCCUCACUGCCUUCAGCUGACUUUAGCCUCUACCCCCCGCCCCGGAAAGGGGGCCUGGACCCAGUGUGUGAGCUGGAAUCUGCCAGACCCCACUGGCCAGGGGCUGAGGCUGGAGGACAGGGCCAGCGGGACAUGGAGGGGGCUGAGAGACUCGACCAGCAUCAGGACCAGGCCUCCACUUCCACCUCUGGCUGCUCCACAGACUGCUACAGACACCAGCAGGACUUCUGCAGGCUAGGGCUGGCAGGGGAGGCUCUAUACCAGACGGACCAGGGUGGUGUGGGGCGUGUGGGUGGAGGAGGAGGAGGAGGAGGAGGAGGGAAGGUCAGUGCAGACAGUCUCCGCAGCCUGAGCUCACGCAGCAGCGGCUCUACAGAGAGUUACUGCAGCGGCGGCACGGACAGAGACACCAACAGCACCGUCAGCAGCUUCCACAGCCAUGUAGAGCGUUUACUCUGCCUGUCGGGGGGCGAGCAGCGCGGGGCUGGGUCUGGGCCCCAGCAGCCUCCCCGGCCCAGGAGCGCCCAGCCCCAGCAGACUCCCCGGCCCAGGAGCGCCCAGCCCCAGCAGACCCCCCGGCCCAGGACCGCCCAGCCCCAGCAGACCCCCAGGAGCCCCACCCCAGCAACCCCGGCCCAGGAGCGCCCAGCCCCAGCAGACUCCCCGGCCCAGGAGCGCCCAGCCCCAGCAGACUCCCCCUGCAGCAGUAGCAUGAUGACCAGUGCAGACGGCUCGGCCUGCACAGCCAGCAGGGAACAGGACAGGGAGAGAGGAGAGAAAGGGGAGGUCCGACAAACUACUUCCUCCUCUGGUGCAGCCGGGCGCAGCAGCGGGCGCCGGCGGACCGGUAAGAAACGGGCGAGCAGCUUUGACACCAGCCGCCACCGGGACUACAUGUCAUUGCGUGGCAUGUCCAAGCCGCACAGUGCGGUAUUCGCCGGUGGGGAGGAGGAGUGGAGUGACGGGAGCGAGCUGAGCUGUGCUUCCUCUCUCCGAUCCACCCAAUCACACCACUUCAGCACUGACUCCUCCUCCUCAACCACCUCCCACUCCUGCCACUCCCCCGAGAGACGCUACGGCGCCCUGAAAGCCAAGCACAGUCACUCCCACAGCCACUCCCACAAUUCUGCUACCACAGCCUCCAUGUCCUCAUCACAAAAAGCCCAGGCCAGAUCUGAGGGAGGAGGGGGGCGGGCCGGAAGAGGAGGCAAGCGCCGCACCUCUCGCCGGACCCCCAGCACGGGCAGCGCCAAAACCCACGCCCGGGUGCUGAGCCUGGACAGCGGCAAGGCGGCGUCCGCCUACCUUAACGAGCCCCACCGCCUCGGGGCUCCUGCCGCCGGGCCCCGACCCCUCACCACCUCCAAAUCUGACCUGGAAGCCAAAGAGGGGGAUGUCCUGGAUGCUGCCUCCCUAUUGGGAAGGGCCUCACAGCUGGAAUCAGUGACCAGGUCCAGAAACAGUCUACCCAGCCAGACAGCCUUUUCUUCAGAGCAUCAGAAUGCUACCACUGCCAGCUCCUCACAAGCCCCCGGAAGUGAGGACACGAUCAAGUUCCGUCGCCAGGCGGUGCGGCGACGGCACAACGCAGGAAGUAACCCCACGCCCCCCUCUUCCAUCAUCGGAUCACCUCUCAGUUUUCAGGAGGCUCUCAGCAAGGCCUCCCAGCCUUCUACUUCACAGGUGAAAGGUCAGCCAUCCAGAACUCCGUCCCAGGUGACCGUGCUGAGUGCUAGUGCCUCCUUGCUGGCCAGGAAUGGAAGUGCAGACCUGGAGGGCUCUCAGGACAAGGCCUCUACCAUAGGCACUACCAGCCUGCAGGAUGACUUCGGGAAGCUCACUCCCUCCCUGUAUGAGGCAGGGGGAUGCGAUAUGUCCCUGGUCAACUUUCAACCUGCAACAAGACGCGCCGCCAACAACAUAUGGGACACAGACUCCCACCUCUCCAGUUCUACCUCAGUUCGCUUCUACCCUCAUGACCUGAUCCGUCUGAACCGUCUCCUGACCAUGAGACCAGAGCUGUUGGAUCAGCAGGAUGUAGACCUGAGCCCAGAGCUCCAUGAUGUUCCUCUAGACCUGGAGGACCCGGCCACGGCUGCAGCGCGCAAGGCCAAACAGCACUACCGUUUCUGGCUGCUGCCUAACCUCUGGGUCGGCCUGCACUUUGACAGACUCACCCUGCUGGCUCUGUUCGACAGAAACCGUGAGGUUCUAGAGAACAUCCUAGCGGUGGUGCUAGCCGUCCUGGUAGCCUUCCUGGGGUCAGUCCUACUGGUCAGCGGAUUCUUCACUGACAUCUGGGUCUUCCAGUUCUGCCUCGUCAUCGCCAGCUGCCAGUACUCACUACUCAAGAGUGUUCAACCAGACUCUUCUUCUCCUCGUCAUGGCCAUAACCGUAUCAUAGUCUACAGUCGGCCCGUCUACUUCUGCCUGUGCUGUGGGUUGAUCUGGGUGUUGGACUAUGGUAGUGAUGGGACCGGCUCGGCCCGGUUCACCCUGUACGGUGUCGCCCUCACCAGCUCCCUGGUUCUCGCCACUGCCAGGGACCUCGUCAUAGUGUUCACUCUGUGCUUUCCUAUCGUGUUCUUCGUGGGGCUCCUUCCCCAGGUUAACACCUUCGUCAUGUACCUCUUUGAGCAGCUGGAUAUCCACGUGUUCGGGGGGAACGCCUCCACCAGCCUUCUGUCAUCUCUUUACAGUGUCCUGCGAAGCGUGGUCACUGUGGCCCUGCUCUAUGGCGUCUGCUACGGGGCCCUGAAGGAGACCUGGGAACCCCAGCAUAUUCCUGUGUUAUUUUCGGUGUUCUGUGGCCUCCUGGUGGCGGUCUCCUACCAUCUGAGCCGGCAGAGCAGCGACCCCUCUGUACUCAUUUCCUUGGUGAAGUCCAUGAUUCUACCCAACCUGAAAAACAAGAACCCAGAAGACCCCCUGUCUGAGGUGCAGGACCCUUUACCCGAGAAGCUCAGGGGCUCCGUGAACGAGCGUCUGCACUCUGACCUGAUCGUCUGCGUCGUCAUCGCCGUCCUCUACUUCGCCAUCCAUGUCAGCACCGUGUUCAUCGUUCUGCAGCCGUUCCUGAGUUACGUGCUCUACUCUCUACUGGGGGCCGUGGGCCUGCUAACCCACUACCUGCUGCCACAAGUCCGCAAGCAGCUGCCCUGGUACUGCCUCUCACAGCCACUGCUCAAGACCAAGGAGUACCACCAGUUGGAGGUCAGGGGUGAGGCGCAUGUGAUGUGGUUUGAGAGGCUCUAUGUGUGGCUGUUGUUCUUGGAGAAGAAUGUUCUGUAUCCCCUGGUCAUCCUCAACGAGCUGAGUGGCAGUGCCAGGGAACUGGCCAGUCCCAGGAAACUGGACACUGAGGUUGGAGCGUUGAUGAUAACAGUGGCAGGUCUGAAGCUGCUUCGUUCCUCCUACAGUAGCCCCACCUACCAGUACAUCACAGUACUCUUCACCGUCCUCUUCUUCACCUUCGACUACCGCAACCUCUCGGAGACCCUGCUGCUGGACCUCUUCCUCAUGUCCAUCGUCUUCAGCAAGCUGUGGGAGCUGUUCUACAAGCUGUGUUUUGUCUACACCUACAUCGCUCCCUGGCAGAUCACCUGGGGGUCGGCCUUCCACGCCUUCGCCCAGCCCUUCGCCCAGCCUCACUCUGCCAUGCUGCUUGUUCAGGCUGUGGUGUCAGCAGUCCUCUCUACUCCGCUCAACCCCUUCCUGGGCAGCGCCAUCUUCAUCACCUCCUAUGUCAGACCCGUCAAGUUCUGGGAGAGAGACUACAACACUAAGAGAGUGGAUCACUCCAACACCAGACUGGCGUCUCAGCUGGACAGAAUCCCAGGUUCUGACGACAACAACCUGAACUCUAUCUUCUAUGAGCACCUGACGCGCUCCCUGCAGCACAGCCUGUGUGGGGAUCUGCUGCUGGGCCGCUGGGGCAACUAUGGGACAGGGGACUGCUUCAUCCUGGCUUCAGAAUACCUCAACGCCCUGGUUCACCUGGUGGAGAUCGGCAACGGACUGGUCACCUUCCAGCUCCGAGGACUGGAGUUCAGAGGUACGUACUGCCAGCAGAGGGAGGUGGAGGCCAUUACGGAGGGGGUGGAGGAGGAUGAGAGCUGCUGUUGCUGUGAGCCAGGCCACCUGCCCCAUGUCCUGUCCUUCAACGCGGCCUUCGGACAGCGCUGGCUGGCCUGGGAGGUGCUGGUCACCAAGUACGUCCUGGAGGGCUACAGCAUCACGGACAACAGCGCGGCCUCCAUGCUCCAGGUGUUCGACCUCAGACGUAUCCUCACCACCUACUACGUCAAGGGGAUCAUAUACUAUGUGAUCGCCUCAACCAAACUGGAGGAGUGGCUGGCCAAUGAGACGAUGAAGGAGGGUCUGAAGGCCUGUGGAGAGAGGAACUACGUGGACCUGGACCCGACCUUUAACCCCAACAUAGACCAAGACUACGACCACCGCCUGGCUGGUAUCUCCAGGGACUCCUUCUGCCAGGUUUACCUGGGCUGGAUCCAGUACUGCAACUCCCGACGGGCCAAGCCGCUGGACAGUGAGAAGGACUCUUCCCUGGUGUUGCUGUGCUUUGGCCUGUGUGUGCUGGGCAGGAGAGCCCUAGGGUCAUCAUCACACCACAUGUCUAGUAACCUGGAGUCUUUCCUGUAUGGACUCCAUGCGCUGUUCAAGGGAGACUUCCGGAUCUCCUCGGUGAGAGAUGAGUGGGUCUUUGCCGACAUGGAACUCCUGAGGAAGGUGGUGGUGCCUGGGAUCCGCAUGUCACUCAAACUACACCAGGACCACUUCACGUCCCCAGAUGAGUAUGACGAGCCUGUGGUUCUGUUCGAGGCGAUCUCUUCCCACCAGCAGAACCUGGUGAUCGCCCACGAGGGUGACCCGGCCUGGCGCAACGCGGUGCUCUCUAACUCGCCCUCACUACUCACCCUGCGCCACGUCCUGGACGAGGGAACCAACGAGUACAAGGUCAUCAUGCUCAACAGACGAUACCUCAGUUUUAGGGUCAUCAAGGUUAAUAAGGAGUGUGUGAGAGGUCUGUGGGCGGGACAGCAGCAGGAACUGGUGUUCUUACGGAACAGGAACCCGGAACGCGGGAGCAUCCAGAACGCCAAACAGGCGCUACGCAACAUGAUCAACUCUUCAUGUGACCAGCCCAUUGGAUAUCCCAUCUACGUGUCGUCCCUGAUGACAUCCUAUUGCAACUCCCACGCACAGCUAGGUCACAUCCUGGGAGGACCAAUCAGCAUCGGGAAUAUAAGGAACUUCAUCGUUAGUACCUGGCACAGGUUGCGUAAGGGCUGUGGUUCUGGCUGUAACAGUGGUGGGAACAUUGAGGACUCUAAUGCAGGGGGCUUGUCCUGUACCAGCGGUAACGGGAUGGGGAUGAGCGAUGACUCCCAGCAGAGCUCUGCUCCCCUGGCCUACCAGCCACACUCUAUGGGCACCAGUCAAAGCUCCCAGUCGGUCCAGUCUGGUCUGGUGCACCCCUCCCCAGCCCGAGCCUCCGUAACCAGCCAUUCCUCUUCGUACCGCUACAGUAGCAGCCGCCAUUCCUCCCUGCGUACCUCAGCCACGGGCCUGGAGCCCUGCCGCCACUCCUCCCUACGUACCUCAGCCACGGGCCUGGAGCCCUGCCGCCAUUCCUCCCUACGUACCUCAGCCACGGGCCUGGAGCCCUGCCGCCGUUCCUCCACCAGCCAGCUCUCCCUCCGCACCCUCCCCACCUCCCUGCAGCUCCGCCUGGGCUCAGGGUUCUCCUCGGACCCAGCCGGCCCCUCCGCAUCCCUGUCCUCCCACAGUAUCCCCACCUGUAAGAGACAUACCCUAGUGGGCCUGCUGGGGAACGACGGGCUGUGUAGCGCCAUAGCUGACCCGCUCGGUCAACACCACCACCACCAACACAACCCGGCUCUAUCCACUGUGAGAAGAGAUGACAUCUCCUACAGAGUGCAGAUCGUGGAUGUGAGCCAGGUGCUGGAGAUCAUUAACCUGUCGAAGCGGAAGGAGCUGCAGUGGCCUGACGAGACGGUGAGGCUGAGGGCAGGACGCAGCUGCUGGAGAGACUGGCGCCCCCUGGAGGGCAUGGAGGGACAUGUGAUUCACCGGUGGGUGCCUUGUAGCCGUGACCUCACCAGCCGCUCCCAUAUAGACCAGACCAUCCUGCUGGUUCAGGUGGAUGAAAAACUGGUCCCCAUCAUAGAGACUGGGGUUAUAGAGCUGGGAGCCGAGGUUUGACUGGGCCUGAGACAGGGUCCUGUUCAUUAGGCACCAAAUGGAAGAAAUCAGAGUCGAAUAGGGAAAGACUACUGUGGACUCGUCCAUUUGCGAAACGCUCUUUUUUUGUUUUUGAAACAUUUUCCGUUGCACAACGUUUUGAAACUAUGGUGUGUCCGAAUUAAUGCACCCCUCUCCUCUUGGGAGUUACCCAGCCAGAGGUCAGAGGUCAGGGUUCAUCUCGCAGCAGGCCUCCCUGUUCUCUCUCUAGUGCAGAAGGAUCAGUGUGUGGUCCGAGGUAGUGCACUAAUAAUAGUGAACAGGGUUCCGUUUUGGAUCUUUAUAAGGGAGAAAGGAAGCCAGGGACAUGUGCAAGGAAAGGCGAGUAAAGACUGGUACCCAGGCUAGAGUGCAGCAGACUGGUAACCCAGGCUAGAGUGCAGCAGACUGGUGCCCAGGCUAGAGUGCAGCAGACUGGUACCCAGGCUAGAGUGCAGCAGACUGGUCCCCAGGCUAGAGUGCAGCAGACUGGUACCCAGGCUAGAGUGCAGCAGACUGGUACCCAGGCUAGAGUGCAGCAGACUGGUCCCCAGGCUAGAGUGCAGCAGACUGGUGCCCAGGCUAGAGUGCAGCAGACUAGUACCCAGGCUAGAGUGCAGCAGACUGGUGCCCAGGCUAGAGUGCAGCAGACUAGUACCCAGGCUAGAGUGCUGCAGACUGGUGCCCAGGCUAGAGUGCAGCAGACUGGUACCCAGGCUAGAGUGCAGCAGACUGGUACCCAGGCUAGAGUGCAGCAGACUGGUACCCAGGCUAGAGUGCAGCAAACUGGUACCCAGGCUAGAGUGCAGCAGACUGGUAACCCAGGCUAGAGUGCAGCAGACUGGUACCCAGGCUAGAGUGCAGCAGACUGGUCCCCAGGCUAGAGUGCAGCAGACUGGUACCCAGGCUAGAGUGCAGCAGACUGGUACCCAGGCUAGAGUGCAGCAGACUGGUAUCCAGGCUAGAGUGCAGCAGACUGGUCCCCAGGCUAGAGUGCAGCAGACUGGUGCCCAGGCUAGAGUGCAGCAGACUAGUACCCAGGCUAGAGUGCUGCAGACUGGUGCCCAGGCUAGAGUGCAGCAGACUGGUACCCAGGCUAGAGUGCAGCAGACUGGUACCCAGGCUAGAGUGCAGCAGACUGGUGCCCAGGCUAGAGUGCAGCAGACUGGUAUCCAGGCUAGAGUGCAGCAGACUGGUCCCCAGGCUAGAGUGCAGCAGACUGGUGCCCAGGCUAGAGUGCAGCAGACUGGUACCCAGGCUAGAGUGCAGCAGACUGGUACCCAGGCUAGAGUGCAGCAGACUGGUGCCCAGGCUAGAGUGCAGCAGACUAGUACCCAGGCUAGAGUGCUGCAGACUGGUGCCCAGGCUAGAGUGCAGCAGACUGGUACCCAGGCUAGAGUGCAGCAGACUGGUACCCAGGCUAGAGUGCAGCAGACUGGUACACCCAGGCUAGAGUGCAGCAGACUGGUACCCAGGCUAGAGUGCAGCAGACUGGUACCCAGGCUAGAGUGCAGCAGACUGGUACCCAGGCUAGAGUGCAGCAGACUGGUACCCAGGCUAGAGUGCAGCAGACUGGUACCCAGGCUAGAGUGCAGCAGACUGGUAACCCAGGCUAGAGUGCAGCAGACUGGUAACCCAGGCUAGAGUGCAGCAGACUGGUACCCAGGCUAGAGUGCAGCAGACUGGUACCCAGGCUAGAGUGCAGCAGACUGGUACCCAGGCUAGAGUGCAGCAGACUGGUACCCAGGCUAGAGUGCAGCAGACUGGUACCCAGGCUAGAGUGCAGCAGACUGGUCCCCAGGCUAGAGUGCAGCAGACUGGUCCCCAGGCUAGAGUGCAGCAGACUGGUAACCCAGGCUAGAGUGCAGCAGACUGGUACCCAGGCUAGAGUGCAGCAGACUGGUUCCCAGGCUAGAGUGCAGCAGACUGGUGCCCAGGCUAGAGUGCAGCAGACUGGUACCCAGGCUAGAGUGCAGCAGACUGGUACCCAGGCUAGAGUGCAGCAGACUGGUGCCCAGGCUAGAGUGCAGCAGACUGGUGCACAGGCUAGAGUGCAGCAGACUGGUACCCAGGCUAGAGUGCAGCAGACUAGUACCCAGGCUAGAGUGCAGCAGACUGGUACCCAGGCUAGAGUGCAGCAGACUGGUGCCCAGGCUAGAGUGCAGCAGACUGGUGCCCAGGCUAGAGUGCAGCAGACUGGUACCCAGGCUAGAGUGCAGCAGACUGGUGCCCAGGCUAGAGUGCAGCAGACUGGUGCCCAGGCUAGAGUGCAGCAGACUGGUACUCAGGCUAGAGUGCAGCAGACUGGUACCCAGGCUAGAGUGCAGCAGACUGGUACCCAGGCUAGAGUGCAGCAGACUGGUACCCAGGCUAGAGUGCAGCAGACUGGUGCCCAGGCUAGAGUGCAGCAGACUGGUACCCAGGCUAGAGUGCAGCAGACUGGUACCCAGGCUAGAGUGCAGCAGACUGGUACCCAGGCUAGAAUAAAGCAGUACACACGUCUAUCUGCCUUGCCCUUUGUGUCACAAUAUGCUACAUGAAAGUAACCCUAAGAAGUUGAACAUUGCUACCAACGGUAAUUAUUUUCUAUGCAUUUAUUUUUAUUACUUUGACAGACAGUGUGCACCCACGUGACAUACACACAAAUAUGUGCACAAGCUCAUGACGGCGGUUCGAUUUAUGAUUACGACAGAACUGAGUGUGAGGAAGUUGUGUAAAACUGCAAUGUUUUAUUUUUCUUGUUUGUCUCAAAAUAAUUUGCCAAAAAAGCCUGGCCCUGAAAGUGGCCAUGGUUUCACACACGUGACAUGACACGUCUAAGCUUUAUGUUGCUGCCAAGAAGACUACAGAGAAACCGAUAGUAGCAGUAGUUAAGGGGGAAGACAUGCAGGUGCUAGAUAAACUAUUUACGAUGUCCUCAUUGCCAUUCCUAUUGGUUUGUUUUGGAAGUUGCAAAAAAAGACAUUGUGAGCAGAAAUAAACGUACACUACGAUUUUCUUUUUUAAUUUACAGUGAUGCACUACAAUCUUUGAGGUCAUAUCACAUUAUUUUAUUUAUUAAGACUCUUAGUGGCCAUGGUUACCGAUGCCUUGAAUUAAAAUAAAAUAAUGCAAUCAUUGUUUAUUCAGCUAUUUUUGUUUUUGCUUUUUGAUAAACUUGAAAAAAGUUUUUACAGUAUAUAAUUUUAUAUAUAUGAAUAUAUAUAUAUAUUAUGUCAAUGUACAACAUAUCUUUUUUGUUAUAAAUAUUUAUUACUGUGAACGUGGUAUUUACAAUUUGUUACAUAUUUUUUCAUUUAUGCGACAAAGGUUAUAUAAAUGUAUCGAGGACCAUCGGUUGAAAAACAAGAUGCUGAAUUUUUGAUGGGCUGUUUCCUUUAACUUAAUUAUUUUUCUAUAUGGAGAAAUAAAAAGCGUUUGAUUUACA
Messenger RNA from Coregonus clupeaformis (lake whitefish), 10686 nucleotides. Its product is annotated as pecanex-like protein 1. The transcript is spliced from 36 exons. The coding region runs from base 225 to 7241 and encodes 2338 amino acids. Lineage: Eukaryota; Metazoa; Chordata; Actinopteri; Salmoniformes; Salmonidae. Gene Ontology annotation, cellular component: membrane. The record is from RefSeq and is a predicted model, not a curated record.